Messenger RNA from Salvia miltiorrhiza (redroot sage), 1988 nucleotides. RefSeq names its product dihydrolipoyllysine-residue acetyltransferase component 5 of pyruvate dehydrogenase complex, chloroplastic-like. Gene Ontology annotation, cellular component: chloroplast thylakoid; chloroplast envelope; pyruvate dehydrogenase complex. Gene Ontology annotation, molecular function: dihydrolipoyllysine-residue acetyltransferase activity. Bases 264 to 1676 code for a protein of 470 amino acids. Gene Ontology annotation, biological process: pyruvate decarboxylation to acetyl-CoA. The transcript is spliced from 6 exons. NCBI's taxonomy places the organism in Eukaryota, Viridiplantae, Streptophyta, Magnoliopsida, Lamiales, Lamiaceae. The record is from RefSeq and is a predicted model, not a curated record.
AGUUCGAUAUUAAUAUAAAUGAACGAAAAUAAAAAAAAUAUAUAAAAAAAAAUUGAAUACAGUUCACACUCCAGUUCUCAUCAGUAUUUCUUGACAAUGCCGGUAAAGUUGGUUGAGCCUAGGAAGCUCCGCCUCCUUCCUUCGAUGCGUUCAAGGAAACCACUCUCUUUUUUUUAACAACAAAUACUCUAACACCCAUUUCAUCAAACAUUUUCUCUGCCUCCUCCCCCUCUCUCUCUCCCCAAUUCUCUCGCGCUAAAACCAUGUCUCAUUCCCACCUCCUCCACACUUCUUUCGUCCCCACCGCUCCUCCCUCCCUCCGCCGCCGUCUCGGCGGCGCAGCCUAUCUCCCCCGAAAGCCCCAUCUGAUUCAAUCCAAGAUCCGGGAAAUCUUCAUGCCGGCACUCAGUUCCACGAUGACGGAGGGGAAAAUCGUUUCCUGGGUCAAAUCGGAGGGGGAUAAGCUGGCCAAGGGCGAAUCAGUCGUGGUGGUCGAGUCCGACAAGGCAGAUAUGGAUGUGGAGUCGUUUUACGAUGGGUACUUGGCCGCCAUUAUCGUCGACGAGGGUCUUUCAGCUGCGGUUGGAUCCACCAUCGCUUUACUCGCCGAGACUGAGGAAGAAAUCGCCCUCGCCCAAUCGAAGAAAUCAUCUUCUCCCACUUCCGCUCCCGUAUCCGCCGCAAGCAAUGACGCCCCGAAGGUGGUCGACGAAAUGCCGAGCCCAGUUCCUUCUGCUGCGCCUGCUGUGGCUAGUGCCAGCAGCAAUGCGGGCGCAGUGGGGUCGGCUGUGCACCCGGCGUCUGAAGGGGGGAAGAGAGUGGUGGCUUCGCCUUACGCGAAGAAGCUGGCGAAGGAUUUGGGGGUGGAUUUGAAGGGAAUUGUUGGGAGCGGGCCAAAUGGGAGGGUGGUGGCUAAGGAUGUGGAGGCUGCUUUGGCUGCUGUGAAUCUGGGCGCUGCCACCACCACGGCUGCAGCGGCGGCUGCUAAGCCGAGUAGCGUGGAGUUGGGCUCCGUGGUGCCAUUCACGACGAUGCAGAGUGCUGUGAGUAGGAACAUGGUUGAGAGCUUGGCCGUGCCAACAUUCAGAGUGGGGUAUACUUUCACAACAGAUGCUCUUGAUGCUUUAUACAAGAAGAUCAAGUCUAAAGGAGUGACUAUGACAGCAUUGCUGGCCAAGGCUACGGCGCUUGCUCUGGUCCAACAUCCCGUUGUGAAUUCCAGCUGCAGAGACGGCAAGAGUUUUACAUAUAACAGUCAUAUCAAUGUUGCAGUAGCAGUAGCCAUAGAUGGUGGUUUGAUCACACCAGUACUUCAAGAUGCUGACAAGAUUGAUAUCUAUUCAUUGUCGAGAAAGUGGAAGGAGUUGGUUGAUAAGGCACGAGCGAAGCAGCUCCAGCCUCAAGAAUAUAAUUCGGGCACUUUCACACUGUCUAACCUUGGAAUGUUUGGCGUGGAUCGCUUUGAUGCCAUAUUGCCACCGGGAACUGGUGCGAUCAUGGCUGUGGGAGCUUCUGAACCGACUCUUGUUGGUACAAAGGAUGGCCGGAUUGGACUGAAAACUCAGAUGCAGGUAAAUGUAACAGCAGACCAUCGUGUGAUAUAUGGUGCUGACCUGGCGGCCUUCUUGCAAACCCUGGCCAAGAUAAUCGAGGAUCCUAAAGAUCUAACGCUUUAGAUUUGCCGUACCAUGGGAGAUUGAAGAUUUUGUUCUCGUAUCACCUUGUCUAGUUAAGCUCCGAGGAUGUAAGACGAAUCAAGAUGCUCAACGCACGGGUUUGAGGGCCUGUUAAUACAGAACGAAGGUGCCGUAUGCACGAGGUAGGGGCAUAUGCUUUUAUUUGUUAUGUCAAGUUGUAAACUGUUGCAUAGACUUAGUUUAUUCAGAGGUCUUUUACUCUUUUUAUUGCUUCUACUGUGACCGUCGAUUGUUCUGCUCUCGAGGCUAUGAGUUCUAAGUUGAGUUGACUGAUAGCCAAUUCUGUUGUUA